Molecule: messenger RNA, 1071 nt
Organism: Tilletiopsis washingtonensis
Lineage: Eukaryota; Fungi; Basidiomycota; Exobasidiomycetes; Entylomatales
Exons: 1
Coding region: 1-1071 (356 amino acids)
Source: RefSeq, a predicted model, not a curated record
AUGCCUCGCAAGACUGGGCCAGCCUCAGGCAUCACCGUGCAGCGUCAUUCGCCCUACCUCCGCGGUGGCAGCCGCGAGCGCGGUCGAAGCUCCACCGCAUCUACCCGUGGCGCCGCCACGGCAACCCAGUCGACGGACACGACAAUGGGAGACACCCUUCGCUCUGCUGGCGCAGAUAUGAUCGAGCUCGACGUCGCGCUCAGUUCAGACAAGUCGCCUCCUUCUGAUGCGCAUCCCAACACAUCUGCCUCCGUCGCGCACUUGAACGCCGACGAGCCCAUCACAGAAUACCCCCACCUCUUCUGGAAAAGUUCGAAGCGCUGUGCAGUCACGCCGUCCGUGCCGUGGGCCGAGAUGCCGCCCUUCCAAGACGAGCGUCAAAGGCCGAGCCUGACCGUCAUUCCGCCGGGCGUCAGUCGCUUCCAGCUGCUCAAUCACAACUUCGACCUCCGAGACUCGACGCUGCGAGGUCGCGCCAUCAUCACAGCCCGGCGCUGCCUGCUCGACUUCCUUCGCCGCGCAGGUGACGGUGAUACGAGCGCUGCCGAGGGAGCGACCUUCCACAUUCACGGUAUUGGCAAGCGGCGCGUGCUCGACAUCAGCACGCCGAACGACAGAAAGCUGCUACUUGAAGCCAUGCCCCUUGCUUUCGAUGGUCAGGCUGCCUGCUACGUGGGCCGCGGGCCCAAGUGCUCCGCUCACCACGCCACGGUGCGCAUCCUGGGCGUGGGUCCCAACAUCUGCCAUGAUUUCAUCACGCGCCUCUGCGAGACUCUCGCUCCGCACGGCUCGCCCCGCGAGGCAUGGUCCAUCGACUUGGUAGACCCUCUCGACGAAGACCAACUAGCCGUCGCCUCCGGAGAGAUUCGCGUGCUCGUCGCGCUCGAGCACGACGGCGCGCCCUCUCCGGCGCCUCGCGACACGGCAUUCCUCAUGCCGGGCUUCAUGGAGUGGAACGGCGAGCACUUCGAGCUCGAGUACUGCGGCCGCCGACAGCACUGCGAGCACUGCAAAAGCCGCGCUGAUCCGCAUCAUGAGCGCGACAAGUGCGAGUACAACGUGUGCGACUAG